AUGGAGAGAGAGUGCAUGGAAGAAGGGAGGCCAACGACUACACGGCCUUUACUGCUUGAUGAUGGAAAUCCCAUCGGGAAUGGUAUUGGCAGCACGGAAAAGAAUGAUUCCCCCAUCACUCCCAUUCUUGUCCUCAGCACCUUCGUUGCUGUCUGUGGCUCUUUCUGUUACGGGCUCUCUGUGGGCUAUUCAUCAACGGCUGAAUCUGGAAUCAGGGAAGACUUGGGCCUUUCAGUGGCAGCAUACUCAGUUUUUGGUUCCAUAAUGACAAUUGGAGCAAUGAUCGGUGCAAUUUCAAGUGGGAAGGUUGCAGAUUAUAUUGGCCGUAAACGAGAUGCCUGGUGGUUGGAUAUUGGAAGAAUAUCCAUCGGAUUUGCAGUUGGUCUUAUUACUUAUGUGGUGCCAGUAUAUAUCGCAGAAAUAUCACCCAAGAAUCACAGGGGAGGAUUUACAUCAGGUCAUCAGUUGAUGCUGAGUUUGGGCUUCGCACUGGUAUAUUUCCUUGGAAAUAUUAUUUCUUGGCGUCCUUUAUCUCUAGUAGCUGUUAUUCCAUGUAUAUUGCAACUUGUGGGCUUAUUCUUCAUUCCAGAGUCACCUAGAUGGCUGGCAAAACGUGAUUGCGAGAAAGAGUUUGAGACUACUUUGCAAUGGCUUAGAGGAGUGAAUGUUGAUAUUUCUCAAGAAGCCAAUGAUAUCAGAGAUACUAUAGAUACCUCUCAAUACGACUCAAAAUCUAAAGUUCUAGACUUAUUUCAGAGGAAAUAUGCUUAUCCAAUUGUUGUUGGAGUUGGGCUGAUGUUAUUGCAACAAUUUGGAGGAGCUAGUGCGGUGGCAUAUUAUUCUACCACUAUUUAUGAUAAAGCUAGUCCCGGCAUCUAUUGCAGGGGUACUCUUGCUGGACAGAUCUGGAAGAAGAACACUUCUUUCGGGUUGUCAUUCCUCUUGCAGGAACUACACUAUUUGAAAGAGCUAACUCCGAUUUUGGCAUUUAUUGGCACAGUGGGUUAUGGCGUUACUUUUGCCCUAGGCAUGUCAGGAAUACCAUGGGUUAUAAUGUCAGAGAUAUUUCCCGUAAAUGUGAAAGCCUCAGCUGGAAGUUUAGUGACUUUAGUCAAUUGGUCCGGAUCUUGGGUUGUGACAUACACAUUCAAUUUUAUGAUGGAAUGGAGCUCUACAGGUACAUUUUUUAUCUUCUCCGGUAUGUGUGGUUUCACCGUCUUGUUCGUCUGGAAGUUGGUGCCGGAGACUAAAGGACGGACGUUGGAAGAAAUACAGGCAGCAGUCACUCGUUUUCCGCACGAGGUCUCCUAA
Molecule: messenger RNA, 1311 nt
Organism: Dovyalis caffra
Lineage: Eukaryota; Viridiplantae; Streptophyta; Magnoliopsida; Malpighiales; Salicaceae
Source: the annotation of a GenBank genome assembly